Molecule: messenger RNA, 1652 nt
Organism: Paramecium sonneborni
Lineage: Eukaryota; Ciliophora; Oligohymenophorea; Peniculida; Parameciidae
Source: the annotation of a GenBank genome assembly
AUGAAUUUCUCUUGCCCGUAAAAAGAACAUAUAAUAAAAUUUUCAUCUGUUUGGGAUUACCUUAACCAUCUUCAAAAAUGUCAUAUCAUCAAUGAGCGUAUCCAAAUAUUUGGUGAAACUAAAAAGUAUCAAUAAUCUUAAAGUAUGCAGUGAAUAUUACUUUUGCGCCUUUUGUUUGUAAGUUUUUGAAUUUAUAGCUGAAAGAGAUAGCCACAUCCCUAAUUGCAAAAAAGAAAACUUGACUUAAAUUUUUAAAGAUGAUAAUGUAAAUUACAAUCAAUAUCAGAAAAGUUAUCAAUUCCUUUAGGGAAAACAGGAAAAUCAAAGAUUUAAGACUUGAUAAAUCAAUAUAAAAGGCAACUUAAUUCAAAGAAAUCAAUCCUAACAUCGACAAAAGAGGAUUCUUUUAAUGACCAAAAUGAUGUUAUCAUUUCUGCAGAUCCACGAUUAUGCAUACCUAAAAUUGAAUUCAACCAAAUCAAAGCUAGAAAUAUACCAAUCAUUGAUAAAAUCAGUUUUAAUUUAUUGAGCGGGCAUUUAAUAAUGGAAGCUGCUUAUUUUAAAUUACAUAAUAAUUAUAAAAUAGAAUAAGUAAAUAGGGAAUUCUCAUUUAAAAUUAAAUCAGAUAAACUCAAAUAAAUUGCGAUUACACACAAUUUUCAAUUCACAAAACAAUUAUUAGAAGAAUCCAAAGUUUUAGAAUUUUGUGAAUUGAAAUUAGAUAAGAACCCUGAAAUAUAUUUACAAAUCGUUUAAAACUCUCAUUAUAAGUCUUUUUGGCUUCUAAUGCCAGAAAGUUAAAAUUUUGUUAAGGAUUUUUGUUUUGAUGAGCCAUGGUGUAUUUUUAACAUUAAUAUGAUUCAAAUGCUUGAUUAAAAAUAAAACAUUACUUAAAUGCCAACAAAAAAAUAAGAUCCUAUCAUUUAGCAAUUAUAAAUGGAACUUUAAAAGUAGGAGGAAGAAAGUAAACUGUUAAAAGAAAAAUUACAAAAUAGCUUUUAAGAUAUUGCAUAGAUAUAGGAACAAAAUUAAACUAUGAUAUAGGCAUAAGAUAAAAAAGAAGUUACCCUAGUCUAAUCUCAAAUAAAGUUAAGAGAAAUGGAUUUUGGACUUGAAAAUGUAAAAGAACAAUAUAAUCUAUUAAAUAAAGAAAAAUUAUUAAGUGCAGAAUAGAAUUUAAAUGGAUUUUAUAAUAUUUAGAAAUAAAUUCACUCCCAUAAUUUGUCUAAGAGGAUUGAAGAACUAAAUAUAGAUUACAAAUAAAAAACACAUAAAUUAAAAAAAACUAUUUAAUCAUUAGAAAAUAAAAGAGAUAAUAUGGUAACCUAAUUUGAAAAUCUGAAAAACCAAAUCUAGAUAAAGUAAAAAUAAAUGAAUUCAAAAUUAGCAAAAGCCUCAUCAACAAAGUAAAAGGUAAUCUUUUUUUAAACUAAAUAGAUUUAAAUGAUUAAAUAAUUGUUAUGUAUUUAGUGUAAACAAUCAGAAAGGAAUGUUAUUUAAUUCCCAUGCCAACAUUUCCUUUUUUGCGAAACAUGCUUUUUAACAAAAGUAUCAACUAAAAAUUUUUCUUGUCCCCUCUUCGAUGUUUCAGAAUGCUAAGCAGAGUAACUAUCAUCCAAAUAUAAAACUGUCAAUAUCAUAAAUUUAUGAAC